CAGAGCCGGGAGCGCGGCGGGAAGUGUCCGGUGCGGAGCAUGGAUGUCCGAGCUUCUCCAUGUGAAGGUGAGCUUCAGGAAUUAAUGCACCAAAUUGACAUCAUGGUAAGCAACAAAAAAGUGGAAUGGGAAAGAAAGACACGAGCUUUGGAAGCGAAGAUGGAUGUCCGGGAUCAAGAAUUAGCAGAUGCCCAAAGCAAAUUGGAUCAGAAAGGUCAAGAGGUAGGGAUGCUCAGACAAAAAUUGGAGGACUUGCAGAAGACAAAAUAUGAGAUGGCUAAGAAUUAUGAAGCUCAACUUCAAGCUCUGAAAUCCCAAUUUUCUAAACUGACACAGAGUUAUGAAAAGUUACAGUUACACCAACUAAAACAAGACAGGGUUCAAGAUAAAGAAAGAGGUCAAGAAAAUCAAGAAGCUCCAUUUGAAUUCAGUAAUUUAAACAAGAAAUUGGAGGAGUUUAAAGCAAAAUCAAGAGAAUGGGAUAAGAAGGAGACAUUAUAUCAAAACCAUCUAGUUUCUUUAGAUGCUCAACAAAAAUUACUGUCUGAGAAAUGUAAUUUAUUUCAGAAACAGACGCAGAAUUAUCAAUUCCAAAUCAGCAGUAAGAAGCACAAAAAGGAUGACACAAUUACCUCCAGCCAGCCAAGAGCUGAGAAGGAUGAGUUCAUUAUUGAAAAAUUAAAGUUUACUGUGAAUGAAAUAGCCAUAAACAGAAAUAAACUAGAAGAGGAAAAUCUGAAACUCCAGCAGGAACUAAAAAUGUACCAAAAACAGUGCCAGAACAUGGAAGCCGGACUUUCGGAGAUGAAAAAUGAGCUGCAGACACGUGAUGCUCUCUGGAAGGCGGUAAAAAUGGAAUGCCAACAGUUGCGUAAAGAAUUAUUGAAAAUCGGAGAGAAUAAAAAUGUGCAGGAAAAUCAAAUAAAUCUUCAAUCAGCUUGUGCACAACGUGUUGAAGAACUGGAAAAUAAAAAAACUGAGCUAUUGGCAUUACAACAUCAUCAGAAGAGUCAGCAAGAAGAUCUAAAUAAGAUAAGAGACCAUCUUUAUCUUGAGGACCAUUCCCAUAGCUCUGAGCAGAAAAGAAUGAGGACAGAAAUCUCUGACCUGACAAAAAAGCUUCAUCAGAAGGAGAUCACUAUAGCAACUAUCUCACAGAAAGCUACUCUUCUGGAAAGACAGUUAAAAAUGGAGUUAGAGAUAAAAAGAAAAUUGUUAAGAGCACAACAGUUAUUAGGACUGAGUUACGAAACUAUCAAACCUGAAAACACAUAUCUGAAAGAAACUAUGGAAAAUUGGGAGUCUGGAAGACGCAUGAAUAUAGAUUUACCUAACAAAGAAAAUGAGAAUUACACAGCUUCUGUUCACCAGCUGGAAAGUGAGAAUGAAAGGUUACAAAGUAAAAUUGUUAAAUUACAGAAUGAUACUGAAACAUCGUUACUGCCUAGGUUGAAUACAUAUGAAGAAACAGAGUGUACCAACCAAGCCCAAAUGGAAGAAAAGGAAGAGAGAAAUUAUCAGAAUGAAAAUGAAUGGCAAAUGAAACAGACACAGACAGCUACAGCUAUGUUCAAAACCUUUAGAUGUUUCCAAAACCCUAGUCCUACCUCACAUGGCCAAGGUGAUAUUAUUGGAUCUGAAAGUGGCAGUAGUUUACCUUCUCAUAGACUUAGUAGUGAUCAGGAACAGAACCUAGAUGGUGAAUCUCCAUCACCACCAAUGACAUACUCUUCAAAUAGUGACAAGCCAUUUCCUGGAAAGGAGAGAAUUGAUGUUUUACUGAGCCAUAUAUAUAGCACUGAAGAAAACAACCCACUGUCUCCCCCUGAGAUGUCCUUCCCUACAGCUGCAGCAGAAAAGUUCUUUGAAGAAGAAGAGAAUCGAGCAAAAGAAUUUGAAGAACUUUUAAACUCACAUCUUGAAGAACUGCAAAGACAUUCUGAAAAUACCCUGAAAAAAUAUGCCUGGCUAAUGCACAACAGACAUGUAUGAGCCUUUCAGCUUUUUAUAUCCAAUUUAAAAAAAAAUAAAGUUAUGACAAAGUG
This is a messenger RNA of Gavialis gangeticus (Gharial), 2045 nucleotides long. RefSeq names its product deuterosome assembly protein 1 (gene DEUP1). Bases 40 to 1992 code for a protein of 650 amino acids. Gene Ontology annotation, biological process: centriole replication; de novo centriole assembly involved in multi-ciliated epithelial cell differentiation. The transcript has 13 exons. NCBI's taxonomy places the organism in Eukaryota, Metazoa, Chordata, Crocodylia, Gavialidae. Gene Ontology annotation, cellular component: centriole; deuterosome. The record is from RefSeq and is a predicted model, not a curated record.